Messenger RNA from Morus notabilis, 795 nucleotides. RefSeq names its product cytochrome b5, seed isoform. The record is from RefSeq and is a predicted model, not a curated record. Gene Ontology annotation, molecular function: heme binding. Gene Ontology annotation, cellular component: membrane; intracellular membrane-bounded organelle. Lineage: Eukaryota; Viridiplantae; Streptophyta; Magnoliopsida; Rosales; Moraceae. The transcript has 4 exons. The coding region runs from base 161 to 565 and encodes 134 amino acids.
AAGUACAAAUAAGAAAACGCUAUAUAGUUUUAAAAAAAAAAAAAAAAAAAAAAAUCUUCCUUCAAAUAGCGAAGCAAAGUCUGAAAAGCAACCAAAACGCUCAAAAGGAGCUUCUUUGUGCCUGAAGACUCUCAUCUUCAGUCUCAUAAGAAGGGAUAAGAUGGCUCGAGAUUCCAAAGUGUUUGCCUUUGAUGAGGUGGCCAAGCACAACCAUAAGAAAGAUUGCUGGAUUAUAAUCUCCGGAAAGGUAUACAAUGUGACCGAGUUCUUGGAAGAACAUCCCGGUGGUGAUGAAGUCUUGCUACUAGCAGCUGAGAAAGAUGCAACCGAUGAUUUCGAAGAUGUUGGCCACAGUGAUACUGCGAGGGAGAUGAUGGAGAAGUACUACGUGGGCAAGGUUGACGUUUCCACUUUACCAGAGAAGCCGAGUUACAAGCCGCCCCCACAACCUCCUUCUCAGUCCAACCAGUCUUCAGGUGGUUCGGUGAAGAUAUUACAGUUUCUUUUACCCUUGUUGAUCUUGGCCAUAGCAUUUGCUCUGCAUUUCUAUGGUAAAAGUAAAUAGAAAAAUAAUCGGACAUUCUUUAUCCGCGUCCCAUACGACUGCAGUGAGCCAGAUUUAAUCUAUUUUGUUACGUGAUAAUAAUGGAAUUUUAGUUAACCACCUGUAGUUUUUUGAAUGUUUUGUGCUAUCCUUUUGUUCAAUGUGAACUCACAACAAUCCAAACGUUGUCUUGGCCAGUGUCUUCCUUUAAUGCGGUUAUGGUGUAAAAAUCAUUGUCAUUUUCAGCUGAA